CGAUCGUUUAAAUGGUCUUUGUUUUGGGAGGACUACCAGCCCCCACGUCUCCUUAUUUGAAAAUUACAGAACAAAAUGUAUGACAGGUACGUUAGUUUGAUCAUAUGGCUUCAUGUUUCGUUAAUGAGUCGCUCUCUUCCGGGUUCCUCACCGUUGCGUUUUGUUGUUAGCUCACUGUUGAGUUAAAGCCUCCAGCUUCCUGUCUUCUUUGUGCCUGCGGUGUCUGUUAACGUGCUCCAAUAUCCACACAGUUCGUGUUUACUACUGUUUACAUGAACGAACGCGGCAGGUCAGUAAAUGUUCAUCCAUUCAAACAAGUCGACAGUUAAGAUGGAGGAAAACCAGUUCACAUCACUGACGGUUCCCUCGGAUUAUUUUCAGCAGUGGUACCAGUCCAGCCAGCAGCACCCUGAGGCGCAGCAUGUGAUGCCUUAUCACAACAUGGGCUAUCACACAGAAGGUCCCAGAGAUGAGUUGGUCAUGGCUGAGCUAUCUGUCCAUCGGGAGCAGCCUCAUUAUCAGGAACCUUUUUACCAGAACUACCCUGCAGCCCCAAAUCACUACCAGGAGCAGAUGUACAAUGUCAGGGAGCAGCAGCAACAUCUCGGCGUCCAGCAUCACUCUCAGCAUCAUCAUGUAAUACAGCAGCAGGAGCAGCAGAGUGUCCAGCACCAGCCUCAGCCGACUGGCCCACCUCAAGUUGUGACACCAGUGAAGAAAAAGAGAGGCCGGCCUCCAAAGCAGCAGGCGGAGGAUGGCGAGACGCAGGAGGAGGAGGAUGAGGCGGAAGCAGCCAAGAAGGCCAAGAGGGCUCUCAACCGCUUCAACGGCAUGACAGUGGCUGAGGUCAUGGCCAAGACCCUGCCUGACGUUAUUACCUACAAUCUUGACAUUCUGAUAAUUGGAAUUAACCCAGGACUUAUGUCAGCUUACAAAGGACACCAUUACCCAAACCCAGGAAACCAUUUCUGGAAAUGCUUGUUUCUCUCUGGUCUAACUGACCAGCAGCUCACCUUCAUGCAUGAUGAGAGCUUGCCGGAGACGUACAGCAUCGGCUUCACCAACAUGGUGGAGAGGACCACGCCUGGCAGCAAGGACCUCUCCAGUAAGGAGAUUCGUGAAGGAGGUAGACAGUUACUCGACAAGUUGCAGAAAUACAAACCAUUAAUAGCAGCUUUUAACGGCAAAGGUAUUUAUGAAAUCUUUUGCAAAGAAACAUUUGGUGUGAAGGCAAAGAAUCUGGAGUUUGGACUGCAGCCCUACAAAAUCCCAGAAACUGAAACCGUGUGCUACCUGAUGCCCUCAUCAAGUCCGCGCUGUGCCCAGUUUCCCCGAGCUCAGGAUAAGGUACAUUUCUACAUCAGGCUGAAGGAGCUGAGAGACAAGAUGAAAGGUUGUGGACCCAAACGAGAGGUGGAAGAGACUCAGUACUCCUUCGAUCUGCUGCUAGCCAAAGAGGAUGCAAAGAAGAUGGCAAUCAAAGAAGAGCAGGUGGAUCCAGAGUAUGAAAGCUGUAGUGCUCAACAUGACGACGUGAGGCAAAGCAGCAGCGUCUCCAACUAAAACAGGCUGAGGAGAGGAGAAAAACUGGCCUCUUUCCCGUAGCACACAGAAUCACUGCAGCUGGAGAUGAUCCCUCAACAUUUACCAGCCGCAUUGGUUUCCUGAAGCGUCAGUAAGAAUAAGAAGCCCUCUGAUGACACCAGGAGAGGAGAGCAGUCGCACUGUUUCUGACGCAUUGCAAUGUGACGCACAAUAAAGUGCACAAACAGUUACAUUUCUUACUCCGAAGAAGACUGUGCAUGUUUUUGGUGUUUUUUAAAAUCACUAUUUAUUGUAUUUUUAAGGUGUGUGUCCAGUGACUUAUUUUUGUAUUUUGAAGAAUGACAUUUUAUGAUUUAUCAGCUGUAAAAAUAGGUACUUGUACUCAAGAAUUUCUAAUCUGUUAUUACAGAGUUAUUAAAUCUCUUAUAACGCUG
Molecule: messenger RNA, 1979 nt
Organism: Platichthys flesus (European flounder)
Lineage: Eukaryota; Metazoa; Chordata; Actinopteri; Pleuronectiformes; Pleuronectidae
Gene: tdg.2
Product: thymine DNA glycosylase, tandem duplicate 2
Exons: 10
Coding region: 298-1563 (421 amino acids)
Biological process (GO): base-excision repair, AP site formation
Cellular component (GO): nucleus
Molecular function (GO): mismatch base pair DNA N-glycosylase activity
Source: RefSeq, a predicted model, not a curated record